Molecule: messenger RNA, 351 nt
Organism: Orbilia oligospora ATCC 24927
Lineage: Eukaryota; Fungi; Ascomycota; Orbiliomycetes; Orbiliales; Orbiliaceae
Exons: 1
Coding region: 1-351 (116 amino acids)
Source: RefSeq, a predicted model, not a curated record
AUGGAAGCAUACCCGCCUGAAUACUUUACCACCCCGCUACCCCUACUGGUGGUAGCCGGUCUGGGUAAUACUGAGUCGCAUACUGCCUUGCCGCCAUACCCGCUACUCGAGAAUGCUACACUCAUCAGCUGCGAUGAACCCUUGGUAAACUCCAAAGUCGGCGAGGAUCUGCUUCAGUAUUUCCUCAAGAGCAGUGCAGAUUCGGGAUGGAAAGGAACUAUCAAACGAGGAGGAAGGCCGCCAAAUUCGUCCGCGUUUAGGGUCGCUGCUGUCGGAAGGGUAGUCUUUCCUUCCUCAAACACCACUAUUAUAUCACCACUAUCCUCAUAUACCACCAAAAUAGCUACCUGA